GCCGUUGCAUUCAAACGGUGCGCGCGGGCGCGGCGUUGUUCGCAUCGGCUGGUCCCGCAAUGGCCUCAUCCCGCGGCAGCUGGAGCUACGACGCCCCGACCCACGUCGAUUUCGGCAACCUGCAGGAGCACGACGACCCCACGGCCGACUACUGGUUCGAUUGGCAAAUUGAACAAGAUGGAGCUACAGCAAUUACUAUGCCCAAGGCAGUACCAAUCGUACAAAAUCAGAAUUUUGGAGCGGAUCAAAUUCAGCAAAAUGGAGCAGGAACUAGCCCUGUCCCACACAGCCAAGAUAUGAGAACACAUGAAGAUUCUUCUGAAACAGAGGUUGCAUCUACAAAAGAUGCACCUGAUAAGCCACCACAAAACUUGGCAACCUCCCUGGAAGAAUGGAGAUCCAAAUCAAACAAGACUACUGUGCCAUUGAGAAGAUCGACCCGCAGACCAUCUGAACAAUUGAGAAAACAAUUGGGCACCAUUAGAGCUGCCAGGCGAUCUCAGGACGUGAAUUUGACAGAACCUCCAGUUAACAAAAAAGCUCGGUUGGAUCCAAAUGGAAAAUGUUCCAAGAGCACAGCUGGUAGUCUAAAUCGGAGUCAGGGCAGAUUGACAAUGCCUGGUACUCCUACAGUUCUCAGAAGGCAGCAACGUAUCGGUUCAAAGGGAAAAAGCACGGAAGAAUUAGAGAUGGAAAAAAUUGCUCAAUUUCAGAAGGAAAUGGCAGAGCAGAGGAAACAAAAUGAAGAAUCGCUGAAGCUUGCCAUCUCUGGUGCAGGUCAGAGCAAGAAAAAGGUACAGAUCCCAGUCACAAAGCCGGUGGAUAUAAAGUUCCACACAGAUAAGCGCAUACAAGCACAUGAGGGACAAGUGUACAAGGAAGUGAACUUCACCAAUGAACUGCGCAAACAUAGACAAUCACCUACACGUGAACACAAAGGUGUUACAAUACCAAAGCCUUUCAAACUCUCUUGUGGGAGCAAAAGGAAGCACGUGGAGACGGAUAACCAAGAAUAUGUUUCACUGGCAGAGCAGGUAGAAGCAUUUCAAUGUCGGACACCAUCACGAUAUCACCUGAGGAGCAGCCAUCAUGUGGAGGAAGGUCCUUCCAGGCUGUCUGCAAAAGUGAAACUGACCAAACCUCACACUCCCUUACUGGCAACUAAGAGCCGUGCUCGACCAACCACAUGUAAGAGUACAGUUGAAAUAGAAGCUGAGGAGCUGGAGAAAAUACAGUCCUACAAGUUCAAAGCCCAGGAGGUAAACCCCAGAAUCCUGGAAGGUGGCCCAGUUCUACCAAAGAAGCCGCCUGUCAAAGAACCAACAAAACCCAUUGGCUUUGAUUUGGAGAUAGAGAAGCGCAUUCGGGAAAGGGAGGAAAACCGAAAGCCUGAAGUGGAGGACCACAGCUUCCAUUCACGGCCCUGCCCUUCCAGGAUACUGGAUGAUGUUGUGGGAGUCCCAGAGAAAAAGACAUUACCCAUAACAAUGCCCAAAUCUCCAGCUUUUACUCUGAAGAACCGUGUGAGAAUGCCACGUAAGGAGGAAGUGAAGGAGGAAAUGCAUGUGAUUAAAGCAAAUCCCAUGCCACACUAUGCUGUACCAUUCAAGCCAAAAUCCACUGCAGAGAAAAUUGUAGCAAUUCAGCCUUUCUCAUUUGAGGCCCGGGACAAAGAAAGAGAAGCAUUAAAACAGAAGAAAAUAGAGGAAAUGCGCAAGAAGGAGGCUGAGGUUCCUGUGUUUAAAGCAAAGCUGCUUCCUGACUUUGAAUUUGCCCGGCUACCUGAUAAGGUGGUGAAGUCUGCGACCAAAGUAGAACCAUUUUAUCUACGACUAGAAGAACGUGGUGCUAUCAAAGACCAAGAAUGGGCACAGAUGAUGAAGGAAGAGCUAAGAAAACAAAAAGAAGCAGCAUGUUUUAAAGCCAGACCCAAUUCUGUUGUUUACCGUGAGCCAUUUCAACCAAAGAAGGCAGACCAAUCAUUAACAGAAAGGUUUCCUUCUAUGGCUCAAGAGAAGUUUGAAUUAGCAACAGAGAAGCGUGCAAAAGAGCGUAUAGAAUUUGAAAUGCGCAAAGCAGAAAAAGAAGCGAUGCGAGAGAAACUUGAGGAGGAAAAGAAGAAAGAAGCUGAAGAACAUGAAAGAGAAGAAAUGGCUAAACUUCGGCAGGAGCUAGUACACAAAGCAAAUCCUGUUCGACAGUAUAAAAAAGUGGAAAUCAAACCCAGUGAUCAACCACUAACAGUUCCCCACACUCCUCACUUCUCUGAAAGAUUUAGGCUGUAAUAUAUGCUAUUAUGUUAACUCUAGAGGACUUGAAGCUAUCUGUAAUAUUUCUAAUUUCAUUGCAGGAUUACUACAGUUCUUAUUACUAAGUCAUGUUGCCAAUAAAAUUGAUUUUAAUGCUUUUGGUUACAGAAUGUGUACUAUCACUUGUUCUGUGCCAAUGAAACUUUUCAUAUGGUGUAUUUCCUUAAUGAAAGGCAAUUAAGGUAGAAUAAACCAGAAUGCUUCAAUUAUUGAAA
Molecule: messenger RNA, 2524 nt
Organism: Pristis pectinata (smalltooth sawfish)
Lineage: Eukaryota; Metazoa; Chordata; Chondrichthyes; Rhinopristiformes; Pristidae
Gene: tpx2
Product: TPX2 microtubule nucleation factor
Exons: 16
Coding region: 60-2285 (741 amino acids)
Biological process (GO): regulation of mitotic spindle organization; activation of protein kinase activity
Cellular component (GO): spindle; microtubule
Source: RefSeq, a predicted model, not a curated record